Messenger RNA from Mangifera indica (mango), 3448 nucleotides. RefSeq names its product protein translocase subunit SECA1, chloroplastic. Gene Ontology annotation, cellular component: membrane. Bases 140 to 3202 code for a protein of 1020 amino acids. Gene Ontology annotation, molecular function: ABC-type protein transporter activity; ATP binding. Gene Ontology annotation, biological process: protein import; protein targeting. The transcript is spliced from 20 exons. NCBI's taxonomy places the organism in Eukaryota, Viridiplantae, Streptophyta, Magnoliopsida, Sapindales, Anacardiaceae. The record is from RefSeq and is a predicted model, not a curated record.
GGUGUUACCUUAUCUCAACGCCCCGAUUUCUUUUUUCUCUCUUCCUCACAUGUUUGAUUCAUUUUGAAAAUGGCAGCAGAGCAGACCGCCAACAAUUCAAGUAACGGUAAAUGAUUGUUUAUCGGUUAUAAUCGUAAUCAUGGCGGCACCUCUAUGCGACUCCGUUUUGCUGAAUGGCUAUCACCCUUCACUCUUUUCUUUCUCAUCUAAAUCCAACAAAAUUCACUCCCAUAAUUCCCCCCUGGGUAAGCCGUGCCCCUUAUCCCGAUCUAUAGCAUCGAAAUGGGCUACUAACAGACGUAGGCGGAUGCCUGUAAAGGUAAAAGCUUCACUUGGAAGCUUAAUAGGAGGGAUUUUCAAAGGUACCGAUACUGGUGAGUCCACUCGCCAGCAGUAUGCACCCACUGUCUCCGCCAUUAAUAAAUUGGAAGCCGAAAUGUCAUCGUUAUCUGAUUCACAACUAAGAGACAAGACUUCGGUGUUGAAGGAACGAGCUCAGCGAGGAGAAUCUCUCGAUUCUCUUUUACCUGAAGCUUUUGCUGUUGUCCGAGAGGCUUCAAGGAGGGUUUUGGGUCUUCGACCCUUUGAUGUGCAACUUAUAGGUGGCAUGGUUCUUCAUAAGGGCGAAAUAACUGAAAUGAGGACCGGAGAGGGAAAGACCCUUGUUGCUAUUUUACCUGCUUAUUUGAAUGCAUUAAGUGGGAAAGGUGUUCAUGUUGUUACCGUCAAUGAUUAUCUGGCCCGACGUGAUUGUGAGUGGGUUGGUCAGGUUCCUCGAUUUCUUGGAUUGAAGGUUGGCUUAAUCCAACAGAACAUGACUAGUGAGCAAAGAAGGGAGAAUUACUUAUGUGACAUCACUUAUGUCACUAAUAGUGAGCUUGGUUUUGAUUACUUGAGAGACAAUCUUGCCACGAGUGUUGAGGAGCUUGUCUUAAGGAAUUUUAAUUUCUGUAUCAUUGAUGAGGUUGAUUCCAUCCUUAUUGAUGAAGCAAGAACACCUCUCAUCAUAUCUGGACCAGCAGAAAAACCUAGUGAUCGAUAUUAUAAAGCUGCUAAAAUAGCUUCAGUUUUUGAACGAGAUAUACAUUACACUGUGGAAGAGAAACAAAAAACAAUUCUACUCACAGAGCAAGGCUAUGCAGAUGCUGAAGAAAUUCUAGAUGUAAAAGAUUUGUAUGAUCCUCGAGAACAGUGGGCAUCGUAUGUGCUAAAUGCAAUUAAAGCGAAAGAACUGUUUCUUAGAGAUGUUAACUAUAUAAUCCGGGGCAAGGAGGUGCUUAUUGUGGAUGAGUUUACAGGUCGAGUUAUGCAGGGUCGUAGAUGGAGUGAUGGACUUCACCAAGCAGUUGAAGCAAAGGAAGGUUUACCCAUUCAAGAUGAAACUGUAACCCUUGCAUCAAUUAGCUAUCAGAACUUCUUUCUCCAGUUCCCAAAACUAUGUGGAAUGACUGGCACUGCAGCGACAGAAAGCACAGAAUUUGAAAGCAUUUACAAGCUUAAAGUCACGAUUGUGCCUACAAACAAGCCUAUGAUUAGAAAGGAUGAGUCAGAUGUAGUUUUCAGGGCAACCACUGGAAAAUGGAGAGCUGUUGUGGUAGAAAUUUCUAGAAUGCACAAAACUGGUCGCCCUGUACUUGUUGGCACAACAAGUGUUGAGCAGAGUGACUCACUGUCAGAACAGUUGCAAGAAGCUGGAAUCCCCCAUGAGGUUCUCAAUGCAAAACCAGAGAAUGUGGAGAGGGAAGCAGAAAUUGUGGCACAGAGUGGUCGUCUAGGGGCAGUAACAAUUGCUACCAAUAUGGCAGGCCGUGGAACUGAUAUCAUCCUUGGUGGAAAUGCUGAAUUUAUGGCAAGAUUGAAGCUACGUGAGAUGCUUAUGCCAAGAGUUGUAAAACCAGCAGGAGUUUUUUCUGUGAAGAAACCCCCUCCAAAGAAGACAUGGAAGGUGAAUGAAAGUUUAUUUCCCUGCAAAUUAUCCAAUGAGAAUGCCAAGUUGGCUGAGGAAGCUGUACAAUUAGCUGUCAAAACUUGGGGUCAGAGAUCAUUAACUGAGCUUGAAGGGGAGGAGCGGCUAUCUUAUUGUUGUGAGAAGGGCCCUGCUCAGGAUGAAGUUAUAGCCAAGUUGCGAAGUGCAUUUCUGGAGAUUGUUAAAGAGUAUAAGAUCUAUACAGAGGAAGAAAGGAAGCAGGUUGUAUCAGCUGGUGGACUGCAUGUGGUGGGGACAGAACGCCAUGAAUCACGGCGAAUUGACAAUCAGCUACGAGGUCGAAGUGGACGACAGGGUGACCCUGGAAGCUCCCGCUUUUUCCUAAGUCUUGAAGAUAACAUCUUUAGAAUUUUUGGUGGAGACCGGAUACAGGGUUUGAUGAGAGCUUUUAGGGUUGAAGACCUACCUAUUGAGUCCACAAUGUUGACCAAAGCAUUAGAUGAAGCUCAGCGGAAAGUAGAGAACUAUUUUUUUGAUAUUCGGAAGCAAUUAUUUGAGUAUGAUGAAGUCCUAAACAGCCAAAGAGAUCGUAUAUACACAGAGAGACGGCGAGCCCUUGAAUCUGAUGAUCUCCAAUCUCUUGUUAUUGAAUAUGCUGAGUUGACUAUGGAUGAUAUCUUAGAGGCAAAUAUUGGUCCUGACAGGCCUAAGGAAAGCUGGGAUCUUGAGAAACUGAUUGCAAAACUUCAACAGUACUGCUAUCUGUUGAAUGAUUUGACCCCUGAUCUACUGAGAAGCAAGGGCUCUAGUUAUGAGGACUUGCAGGAUUACCUCCGUCUUCGUGGCCGUGAAGCAUAUUUGCAGAAAAGGGAUAUUGUGGAGGAACAAGCACCAGGCUUGAUGAAAGAAGCUGAGAAAUUCUUAAUUUUGAGUAACAUUGAUAGGCUAUGGAAAGAACAUUUGCAAGCACUUAAGUUUGUUCAGCAAGCCGUUGGCUUACGUGGAUAUGCACAGCGGGAUCCACUUAUUGAGUAUAAGCUUGAAGGCUAUAAUCUCUUCUUGGAUAUGAUGGCACAAAUAAGAAGAAAUGUUAUAUAUUCUAUUUAUCAGUUCAAACCUGUGUUGGUCAAAAUGGAUGAGGAGAAAGCACAGAAGAAUGAUAAAUCAAGAAAGCCCAUUAGUAAUGGUAGGGGUAGUAGUAAGGACCCUAAUCCUGAUCCAGUUGGUGCAGUUGAGUCGUCUUCAUCAGUUUCUGGUCCGCAAUCUGGGGCAUAACAUUAUCAGCAAGGAAAGAUUCUAUCCAUAAUUUUUUAUUAGCAUAGGAAGGAGUUUUGUUACUUGAAUAUGCUGUGUCAGUCUAUAGCCUGUUAUCAUUUGUUGUAUGUUAGAAUCUGAUCCAUGUACAUGGCAAAAUUAAAAACCCUGUCAAUUGUACAAUUAAGGAACCACACGGAAUUAGAAUCAAAAGAAUUUCAAAACUAUUGUACAACUUUUUGUUUUAAAAUACCCUUAAUCUUCCAA